ACAGUCCUCACCCUCACACACUUCACACACACUUCACACCGGAGACAGACGCCGGACACACCGUCAGCAGCAGACGCUCGCAGACUCCGGCUGAUUCUUCUCAGACUCUCAGUGGAGUCACAGUAGAUCGAUAGAGCUUGCAGAUCCCUGACUCGACCCGCUCAGACCUCGGUGAUGACGAGCGCGGCGGCGGCGCAGGUCAGGAGGAAGGCCCGGGAGGAGGACGCUGUCGGCAGCUGGAUCAACGCCGUGCCCUUCAACCAGCAGGACUUUGAGCAGCUGCGGAGCGAGUGUCUGCAGAGCGGCUCGCUCUUCUGUGACCCGACCUUCCCCGCCGACUGGGACGCACUGGGAUACAACCAGCUGGGACGGCACUCAUCCAAGACCGUUGGCGUGGAGUGGAAACGGCCGUCGGAGCUGUGUUCUGAUCCUCAGUUUACUGUUGAUGAAGCAAAGAGAACAGACAUCUGCCAGGGAGCUCUGGGUGACUGCUGGCUGCUGGCCGCCGUCGCCUCUCUGACUCUGGACCCUCAGAUUCUGAGCAGAGUGGUACCUCCUGGUCAGAGCUUCACGUCUCAGUACGCCGGCAUCUUCCACUUCCAGCUGUGGCAGUACGGGGAGUGGGUGGACGUCGUCGUGGACGACCGGCUGCCAACCAGAGACGGGAAGCUGCUGUUUGUCCACUCGGCUGAGGGACGAGAGUUCUGGAGCCCCCUGCUGGAGAAGGCCUACGCCAAGGUGAGCAGUUCGUACGAGGCUCUGACCGGAGGCUCCAGCGUCGAGGGUUUUGAGGAUUUCACCGGAGGCAUCGCCGAGAGCUACGACCUGAAGGAGGCUCCGCCCUUCCUGUUCAACAUCAUGACGAAAGCUCUGAAGCUCGGCUCGCUGCUCGGCUGCUCCAUCGACAUUUCCAGCUCGUACGAUACGGAGGCCAUCACCGGUCAGAAGCUCGUGAAAGGCCACGCCUACUCCGUCACUGCAGCUGAGCGGGUGCUUCGCUGUGGUUCUUCUGUGGAGCUGCUGAGGAUCAGGAACCCGUGGGGUCAAGUGGAGUGGACCGGAGCCUGGAGCGACGAAUCGACGGAAUGGGACGACGUGGAGGAGGAGGAGAGGAGGAAGCUGGACCACUCUGCUGACGAUGGAGAGUUCUGGAUGUCCUACGCCGACUUCCUGCAGCAGUUUUCCCGUCUUGACAUCUGCAACCUGACGCCCGACACGCUGACUAGUGACGAGGUCGGUCACUGGAACUGCGCUGAGUUUGAAGGCGUGUGGAGGGUCGGCUCCACCGCCGGCGGCUGCAGGAACAAUGCCGCCACUUUCUGCUCCAACCCUCAGUUCCUCGUCCGGCUGCAGGACGUGGACGACGACCCUCACGACGGCGAGGACGGCUGCACCGUCCUGGUCGGCCUGAUGCAAAAAGACACUCGCAGGGAGAGACGCUUUGGACGAGACCUCAACACCAUCGGAUUCACCAUCUACAAGGUCCCUGAUGAGUUUGAAGGUCGCAGUAACGUCCACUUGGGCCCGGACGUCCUGCUGAGGACGGCGGCUGUGGCUCGCAGUCAGAACUUCAUCAACCUGAGGGAGGUUUUCGACCGCUUCAAACUGCCGCCUGGAGAGUACAUCAUCAUCCCUUCCACCUUCGAUCCGCACCUUAAAGGAAGCUUCAUCCUGAGGGUGUUCACCGAGAAAGAGGCCCACAGCAGUCCGAUGGAAGAGGACCUAGACGCCGAUAUAGACGAGCCUGAUGUCGGACACAACGACGUGGACCCUCACUUCAAACGUCUCUUUGUCCAGAUCUCAGGAAACGACUCUGAAAUUUCAGCCUUCGAGCUCCAGCAGAUUCUGGACAAGGUGGUCGCUCAGAGGUCUGAUGUGAAAACCAAUGGUUUCAGUCUGCAGACCUGUCGCAGCAUCAUCAGCCUGCUGGACAUGGACGGUGACACUAAACUUGGUCUGGUGGAGUUUCACACUCUGUGGACAAAGAUCCAGAGAUACCUGGAAGUCUUUAAGGGCCACGACUCGGACAGUUCUGGUACAGUGAGCAGUCAUGAGAUGAGAGCAGCUCUGGCUGAAGCUGGUUUCCAGGUGAACAGCGCUGUGAUCCAGGAAGUCGUCGGCCGAUUCGCUGACUCCAGUUUCGCCAUCGACUUUGACUCUUUCAUUGGUUGUUUGAUCCGUCUGGAGCUUCUCUUCAGAGUGUUCAGAACUCUUGACAAGAAGAACCGGGGGCAGAUCGAACUGGACCUGCAGCAGUGGCUCUGCCUCGCCAUCAACUAACCAGUGGCUUCUCCAGGAGCAUGCUGGGAGUUCUCACCUGCCACACCUGCAGGCAUCUGAUUUAAAUUCAACGAAUCAGAUUGAACGAUCUAAUUAAACAUAUUACAUUUAUUUUAUUAAAUUUAACUAAAGGCUUUGAUAAUUAAAUUAAAAUCUCCCCUAAAUUUAACCUGAUUAAUUUGAUCAAAGUGUAAUUUCAAUCUGAUUUAAAUUAAUUACGAAUCUAACCUCAUUAAAAAUCUGAUCAAUAUUAAGUAUUAAGUUAAUUCAUUUUCAUAAAUCUGAUCUGAAUGUGAUGCUGCUUGUUUCUGUUUCUUUUAUCUCACUUCCUUUGGAUUAGAAAAUCUAAAUAAAACAAUGUGGACAUG
Messenger RNA from Scophthalmus maximus (turbot), 2648 nucleotides. Its product is annotated as calpain-2 catalytic subunit. Lineage: Eukaryota; Metazoa; Chordata; Actinopteri; Pleuronectiformes; Scophthalmidae. Gene Ontology annotation, biological process: proteolysis. The record is from RefSeq and is a predicted model, not a curated record. The transcript is spliced from 22 exons. Gene Ontology annotation, molecular function: calcium-dependent cysteine-type endopeptidase activity; calcium ion binding. Gene Ontology annotation, cellular component: cytoplasm. The coding region runs from base 175 to 2280 and encodes 701 amino acids.